Contarinia nasturtii (swede midge) is the source of this 3751-nucleotide messenger RNA. RefSeq names its product sex peptide receptor-like. The record is from RefSeq and is a predicted model, not a curated record. Bases 2618 to 3751 code for a protein of 377 amino acids. Gene Ontology annotation, cellular component: membrane. Gene Ontology annotation, molecular function: G protein-coupled peptide receptor activity. Gene Ontology annotation, biological process: G protein-coupled receptor signaling pathway. The transcript is spliced from 5 exons. Lineage: Eukaryota; Metazoa; Arthropoda; Insecta; Diptera; Cecidomyiidae.
AACAGUACCAAUCUUUAAGCUGCCGUACAAUCUCCGAUUCAGUGAUCAUCGAAACUUCAACGGAACCGCGCGUACUAUUUUGCCAAGUUCAAUUCUAUCCAAUCUCGAAAAUACGGCAUUUAUCGCAACUUAAGCGCAUUUACUGUCCGACAACAACGACAAGUGCAACGUGAUAAAAAGAAUAAGAAAUCGCAGGCACACAUGUUCUCAAAGAACUUGUGCUCGUUUUUUUGCAAAAAAAAAAUUUACUUCGUGUUGAAGAAAAGAGAAUCAAUACUUUUGUCAAUACUUGAACAGCCGAAUAAAAUUAUUUCCAUUUGGAAUUGAGCCAUCAAUAACGUUGUUGUUGUCGCGUUCGCUUGUCGAUUUUAUUGUUUUUUUUUAUAUCUUCUUUUUGACUAUCCAACAAGCGAAUCAUAUUUUUUUUAUCCAAAAUAUCGAGAAUAUUGACGUUGACGAAUAGAAUUAACUUAUUUCACACGCCGAUUGACAGAAGAAGAAUAAACAGUAACAAACUAAACUAUAAAUGAUGUGAUCAAUCUAUGCUUGUGUCUGCGCGAAUGUGUCUCAUGUUUUUAAAUAUAUAGUAUAUUUCGGUCUUUCUAUAAAUUAAUUCAAAAAAUAAACAGAGUCGUGCAAAGUGAUAGCCAACUUCAAUCAAGAGAUAACGGUCAGUGAUUUUGAAUUUUCUUUUGCGCUCAUUUGUUCACUGUCUUCAUCAAACUCGACUCACCAAAGCGAGUGAGAAGAGAUAAAAGACACAGAAAUCUAUUUUAUGGCAAAAAAUAAAAUGUUUGGUAAAUGUUACAGCAUCGGAUAGUAUCUCUUUCGAAACAUUAAACUAUUCAUUACACAUAUAAAUAAUUUUAUGACAACGAAAGGACAUGAACAUAUGUGAAAAAGAUUGCACACAUUAUUACAUUACACUUAUACACUUUCACACGAAGCGUUGAAAAUUCAAACGUUUUUCAAACACCAAAGUCAAAACAGAGAUAUACAGAGAGAAAGAGAGAGUGGGAGAGAGUGCGAGCAAAUAAAAAUCAACAACGAUGAAACACUUUUAACCAUUAAAAUAGACAUAACAUUCGACCAAAACAUUGUGAUUGAAAAUCAAGAGAAAACAAGAUAUAGAAUCAGUGAAACGAACAGAGAGAGUGAGAGUAAUGUGCACACCAUAUGCCACAUUGAACACGAAAAAUAUUUCGCAUUUUUUAUGGUUAAUAAUUUGUUCGGUCGUUUUUUGGAACAUUGGUCCUAUCAAGCUUACAUUUGAGAUUUUGAAAAUCGAAACCAAGUUUAGUGGGCAAACGGGAGUUGAAGAGAGAGAAUUUAAGUGAGCAUAACAUGGUGCAUUUAUUUGACGACCAAAACAAAAAAAAACUAUAAAAACAUAUUUGGAUAGAGUUAGACUCAAGAAUACAAGAAUAGCAUGCAACAAGAGAACUUAAUGUUCGUCACAAUUUUUGUUUGCUCUCAAACGAUGCACAAUAAAUAGAAAUUGAGACCGAAGAAGACCACAAAUAUAGAGAUACGGUGAAUCCCGAAAAGAGUAAAAAAGAAACACUGCAGUGAGAUAGAGAGAGAGUCAACGGAGACAAAAUAAAGUACCCACAUAAUAAACUUUGAGUGCAAAAUUCAAUUAUGCGUGUUGCGUGUUAAUUUGGUGUAAGUGAAUGUCAUUGAUGGCAUUGUGGUUGUAUAUUUUAUGUAUAGAAAAGACAAAAAGAAAAAAACAAAAUUGAAAUCAUAAAAUUGCGCUAUGAUAGUUCAGUGACCAAAACUAAUUGAAUCAAAGCAUGAAACAAUAGCAGAGAAAAGUUGAGAAGCAUCACGUACAUUAUUUGUAGAUAAAUACGUUCUAACGAUCCUCUUACCAAAGCCGUGUAAAUUACAAUAUAGAUGGAGAAAGACAAAACGAGAGAGAGAGAGCGAGAGAUUAAAUAUAAAAUUGUACCACAUUUACAAAAGUGUCUAAGCGGCGUGUAAUGGACUUUUUAGUUUCGGCGAAAAUCGAAUAAAUUCUGAUUAGACUGUUUUUGAUACGAGCAACAAGCGAGAUAGAAAUGACUUCAAACAGCCUAAUUUAAAUGUUAUUGAUGCUUGUACACAAAGUGAAUACGAAACGAUUAACAGCGCCUGUGUAACUUAAACAAGUUCAAUUUAUCCAUUCAACGAAACGGCUUGAAGCAAACGACAGCAACACAACCAUCCAGUUCAUCUUUUUCCAAUCACCAUUCACCGUCAACACAUUCAGCCAAACAACAAACAGAAGCAAGCAUCACCAAGAUUCAUUCAACAAAAUCCAAAAAAAUGACAGUAUGCUGACGUUUAUGGCACUAGAUUUUAUUGGUUUGAGUAACUUUGCACAUUAAGCCUAUUUAGUUUCGGACUUUCAACCAAAUCAUUUAUAAGAACGGGCGAUUUUCCAAACGAAAAACUUAAACUAAAGAGAUAGAAAUACACUAAAACGGCGACAUUUGAAUAGUUGGACACUAAAACAGACAAACUUCAAUAAUAACAUACAAAGGCAACAGCAGUGAAUUGAAUUUAUUUUGCAUCACAUACCAUUCGGUAGAUUGUUAUAAUAUUCUCUAUAUGAAGUACACCAUCAUCAACAAUGAGCGUAUCCACAGAUAAUAGUACGGUUGUUUAUUGCGGCCAAGGAUUAGAUGAUUUUCAUACGCGAUAUCAUUCCAUUCAUGGAUACUUGAGUUUAACGGUUUGCAUUUUGGGAUGCAUUAUGAAUGUUGUGAAUGUGGUGGUUUUGACGCGCCGUGAAAUACGUUCGCCAACCAAUGCCAUUUUAACUGGUCUCGCUGUUGCGGAUUUUUUGGUAAUGAUCGAUUAUAUACCGUAUUCGUGGUUUGACUACAUACUACCGAACAUGAAUUAUACACGUAAAACAUUGUUCUCGUAUUCAACUGCUUGGUUCAUCAUGUUUCAUUCGAUAUUCGCGCAAAUUUGUCAUACAAUUUCGAUUUGGUUGACGGUUACGUUGGCCGUAUGGCGAUAUAUAGCGGUUGCAUAUCCACAUCGAAAUCGUAUUUGGUGUAAUAUGCGUACAACACUCAUAACAAUUGCCAGUGCCUAUAUUGUUUGUCCAUUUGCUGCCAUUCCAUUGUAUUUAGUAACGGCCAUUCAAUCCAGCAUUGAAAUUCUCGAUAACAAUGGUCAAAUUUAUAAGGGGAAUAGUAGCAGUAGCAAUAUUAGCAACGCUUCGAUAUCACUGUUACCAGUUGGCUUCAAAAAUGUCACCGUCUACAAAGUUCAAUUUAGCGAUAUUGCCCGGAACAAUCCAUCACUUAUCACAUUCAAUCUUUGGAUGUAUAGUAUAUUAAUUAAGUUGAUACCGUGCUUUGCGUUAACCAUAUUAUCGUUACGUUUGAUUGGUGCAUUGCUUGAGGCAAAACGACGUCGUAAACAAUUGAUGAAUUCGAAUGGUAUGCAAAUGUUGAGUAAUGGCAAGGCAAUCGAUGGUGGAGGCGCCGGCAGUGGCCAACAAACAAAUCGCCGAAAUACAAAAUCGCUUGAAAAAGAAAAACAAACCGAUCGCACCACACGGAUGUUGCUUGCUGUUUUAUUAUUGUUUCUCAUCACCGAAUUUCCACAGGGUAUUUUAGGUUUGUUGAGUGUCAUACUUGGACCCGCUUUCUACUUACAAUGCUAUUUGAAAUUGGUCACACAUCAUAAUAGCAUUUGUAUUUGUAUACAUGUAUUUAUUUUUAUCAUCAAGCGACGACUCGAUAAGUAA